UUGGCAACGCUGCCGCGCAUGACGUCUCCGUUUGUUGACGUCUGACGUGCAAUAGGGAAAGGAGCAAAACUUUUCGAUACAAUAGGAAAAAUAACGCAACAACAACACCAUGGAAGAUGAAUUCGAAUCGUAUGAUCCUACAUUGCAGAACAUAAUCGAUCAAACGUCGCUCAAAUGGGUGUUUGUGGGUGGUAAGGGAGGUGUCGGUAAAACAACAUGCAGCUGCAGUCUGGCCGUCCAGCUGGCACAGAAACGUGAAUCCGUACUCAUUAUCUCGACCGAUCCGGCGCACAACAUUUCCGAUGCGUUUGAUCAGAAGUUUACCAAGGUACCGACGAAGGUGAACGGAUUUGACAAUCUAUUCGCGAUGGAGAUCGAUCCGAACGUGGGCAUCAGUGAGCUUCCGGAUGAGUAUUUCGAGGAUGACGCAUCACCGCUAAACGUCGGGAAAGGAAUGCUGCAGGAGGUGAUCGGUACGCUCCCUGGUAUCGAUGAGGCGAUGAGCUACGCGGAAGUUAUGAAGUUGGUAAAAGCGAUGAACUUUUCGGUGGUUGUGUUUGACACUGCACCAACCGGCCACACGCUUCGAUUGCUUUCAUUCCCGCAAGUCGUCGAGAAGGGAUUGGGCAAGCUGCUGCGAUUAAAGAUGAAGCUUGCACCGAUCAUUUCGCAAAUGGGUUCUCUUUUCGGUGUGCAGGAUUUCAAUGGCGAUACUAUUGCCAACAAGCUGGAAGAGAUGCUCAGUAUCAUCCAGCAGGUGAACGAGCAAUUUCACAACCCGCAACAAACGACGUUCGUGUGUGUCUGCAUUGCCGAGUUUUUGUCCCUCUACGAAACGGAACGACUCGUACAGGAGCUAACCAAGUGCGGUAUCGACACGCACAAUAUCAUCGUCAAUCAGUUGAUGUUCCAAAAGAAGGGUCAACAACCGUGCAGCAUGUGUUCGGCGCGGUGCAAAGUACAGGAAAAAUAUCUCGAUCAAAUUGCCGACCUGUACGAGGAUUUUCACGUGGUUCGAUUACCAUUACUGGACGAGGAGGUGCGGGGUGUGGAGAAGGUUAAAAAGUUUUCGCGCAACCUACUAGUCCCGUACUCUCCCGAUGCUCCUCCACCGCAGGAGUAAGUAGGCGUAUCUCUCUUUUGAGGUCGUUUCCCUGGGUUCUACAUAAUUGGGUUUGCAAAUGGCACUACAUUUUGUCGGGUAUAGUUUUGUAAAUGCUGCAAUUGAUAAAUUAUAUUUACCGCCCCAUUGCUCAGCACUGGCAAUCGCUGCAAUGCGCGUGAAGAUGA
This is a messenger RNA of Anopheles moucheti, 1290 nucleotides long. RefSeq names its product ATPase ASNA1 homolog. Gene Ontology annotation, cellular component: GET complex. The record is from RefSeq and is a predicted model, not a curated record. The transcript is spliced from 4 exons. Gene Ontology annotation, molecular function: ATP hydrolysis activity; ATP binding. NCBI's taxonomy places the organism in Eukaryota, Metazoa, Arthropoda, Insecta, Diptera, Culicidae. Bases 110 to 1123 code for a protein of 337 amino acids. Gene Ontology annotation, biological process: post-translational protein targeting to endoplasmic reticulum membrane.